Aspergillus costaricaensis CBS 115574 is the source of this 1886-nucleotide messenger RNA. RefSeq names its product M20 family dipeptidase. Gene Ontology annotation, biological process: proteolysis. Gene Ontology annotation, molecular function: metallodipeptidase activity. The record is from RefSeq and is a predicted model, not a curated record. NCBI's taxonomy places the organism in Eukaryota, Fungi, Ascomycota, Eurotiomycetes, Eurotiales, Aspergillaceae. The transcript is spliced from 5 exons. Bases 184 to 1617 code for a protein of 477 amino acids.
CAAAUGCCCCUCCCCCUCCGUCGCAUUGCAACAUCGCUUAGCUGGAGGGAGUGCAGAUUAUAUCUGUCAUCAUCACCUGCGCACUUCAAGGAUAUCCGGGCGCCUCGAAUAUCUUCCAUUCAACACCAAAUACGCUAUCUAUCUUUACGCCGCUCAUUUUACGGAAAUAUCAGUGAUCCGAAAAUGGCACCGCAACUUGAACCUUUCUUCAAGCAGGUCGACGAUUUGUCGGGCUCUUUCAUUGACCGUCUACGAAAGGCUGUCGCUAUCCCAUCUAUUUCCGCACAGGAUGAGAAUAGAAAGGAUGUCUUCAAGAUGGCCCAGUUUCUUGCUUCCGAGCUUGAGAACUUGGGUGCCGAAGUGGAACAGAGACCGUUAGGUAAACAACCUGGAAAAGAGCACCUAGAUCUUCCCCCGGUUGUGCUUGCUCGUUAUGGUAAUGACAAGAGCAAGCGAACCAUCCUGGUCUAUGGGCACUAUGACGUGCAGCCGGCUUUGAAAGAAGAUGGCUGGGCGACAGAGCCUUUCGAGUUGACCGUCGAUGAUCAGGGAAGAAUGUACGGGCGCGGAAGCACGGACGAUAAAGGUCCCGUCCUCGGCUGGCUGAAUGUUAUUGAAGCUCAUAAAAGGGCUGGUGUUGAGUUCCCGGUCAAUCUGCUCUGUUGCUUUGAGGGGAUGGAGGAGUAUGGCUCAGAAGGUUUGGAAGAGUUCAUUCAAACCGAGGGCAAGGAAUUUUUCAAAGAUGCAGAUGCCGUUUGCAUCUCGGACAACUAUUGGCUUGGGACCGAAAAGCCUUGCUUGACCUACGGGCUCCGAGGCUGCAACUACUACUCCGUGAGCAUUUCGGGCCCUGGUCAGGACUUGCAUAGCGGGGUCUUUGGUGGCACAGCCCACGAGCCGAUGACUGAUCUGGUUCAUGUGCUUUCUAAACUUGUCGAUUCGCAGGGAAAUAUCCUGAUCCCUGGAAUCAUGGACCUUGUUGAGCCCCUUACGGAGGAAGAAAAAUCCCUAUACCCUGGCAUCAACUACACUAUGGAUAAUCUUCACGAGUCACUGGGCAGCGAGACAAGCAUCCAUUCCACCAAGGAGAGAACUCUCAUGGCAAGAUGGAGGUACCCGUCUCUUUCUCUCCAUGGCAUUGAGGGCGCAUACUCUGCUCCUGGCGCGAAGACAGUAAUUCCAGCUAAGGUCAUCGGCAAGUUCUCAAUCCGAACUGUGCCGAAUAUGGAAAGUGAGGACGUGAACAAACUCGUCUUCGACUAUGUCAAGGCAGAGUUCGCCAAAUUGAAUAGCAAGAACACAUUGAACGUGUGGCUCCAGCAUGAUGGAAAGUGGUGGGUUGCCAGCCCGAAGCAUUGGAACUUCUCAGCUGCAAGCAAAGCCGUGAAACAGGUUUUCGGUGUUGAGCCGGAUAUGACCCGUGAGGGUGGCAGUAUCCCUGUCACACUAAGCUUCGAGCAAGCUACAGGCAAGAAUGUCCUCCUCCUACCUAUGGGAAGCUCGACUGAUGCUGCUCAUUCGAUCAACGAGAAGCUCGAUAAGAGGAAUUAUAUUGAAGGAAUCAAGUUGCUGGGAGCGUAUUUGCAUUACGUUGCGGAGGAGCCUAUGGACAUCUGACCGUAUGACACUUUGGAGACCUUCGCAGUCGCUUGAGUCUACGUCACCCCUCUCACUCACAGUGUGAGAAUAUCCGGUGGAUGACUUGUCCUCUUCCAGUGGGACCUCGAAGGUACCUGGGGCCUCAUGGCAUACAUUGAAGCUUGCAGCUCUCUGCAUAGUACCUAGGGAUGCUUCGUCCCAGUAUAAGUCAUAUCAUUUGGGUGAAGGACACUGUAGCAUCGCAAAUUCCAAGAAAUUCGCGCAUAAUCACUAGAGGCAAUGAUCAC